AUGACUGCCGAAAGCGCUUCCGGCGCCGCGCCGGACAACACAACGUCAGGUCUCCGGCAGCGCCGGCCGUCCGCAUCCGCCGCCGACACCGUGGUCUCCAAAGUCAAGCAAGUCGAAGCCAAAGUCGAGCGCACUCUGCUGCUUCUCUGGGACGACCUGCCCGCCUGGCGACGCGAUAAUGCCUACAUCCUGUCCGGCUACCGCCAGUCGUCCAAUUCGUACUUUGGAUCGUUCAAGUCCCUGUUUUGGCUGCACAAUGAGUCCGUCAAUAUAUGGACGCACUUGCUCGGCUGUCUGACGUUUCCUCUCGUUGGGCUCUUCUUGUACAGCAUCGUGGCUCCGCGAUACCCCAGCGCGACCAGCAGCGACAUUGUGGUCUUUAGCUGCUUCUUUGGCGGCGCUGCCGUCUGUCUCGGCAUGAGUGCCACUUUUCACAUGCUAUGCAACCACAGCCCUGACGUCGCAAAAUGGGGCAACAAGCUGGACUAUUCGGGGAUUGUGGCCUUGAUUGUAGGAAGUUAUGUGCCAGCUUUGUACUAUGGCCUGUUCUGCAUGCCGCGGUUGAUGACGAUGUACUUGUACGGAAUAUUCUUGUUGGGAUUCGGAUGCGGCAUUGUCAGCUGGGUUGAGAAGUUUCGCACCCCAAAAUGGAGGCCCUAUCGGGCGAUGAUGUUCGUCGGGCUCGGUCUCUCGGGGGUGCUGCCUGUAUGUCAGGGCGUCCUCAUUUACGGAUACCAUGAUCUGGAAAGGCGUAUGGGACUCAACUGGGUUCUACUUCAAGGGUUCCUAUACAUAUUCGGUGCAUUUUUAUACGCCAUAAGAUGGCCGGAACGAAGCGCACCCGGUUCCUUUGAUAUCUGGGGUAGCUCCCACCAACUGUUUCACAUAUUGAUUCUGUUCGCCGCGGCGGCGCAUCUGAAGGGAAUGGCAAAUGCAUUCGACAAUCAUCACACAGUGAUGGGCACUCAAUGCUAG
Messenger RNA from Pestalotiopsis fici W106-1, 975 nucleotides. RefSeq lists its product as uncharacterized. Gene Ontology annotation, molecular function: signaling receptor activity. The record is from RefSeq and is a predicted model, not a curated record. NCBI's taxonomy places the organism in Eukaryota, Fungi, Ascomycota, Sordariomycetes, Amphisphaeriales, Sporocadaceae. Gene Ontology annotation, cellular component: membrane. The transcript has 3 exons. Bases 1 to 975 code for a protein of 324 amino acids.